CAUAUGGCACUAAAGUCAUGAUUUAGCAAUCAGUAGCUUCAUUGUUGAAUCAGCACCAUAAUAAUAAAUUAAAUUUCUUCUCGAUUUCUCCCCCUUCACCAUUCACCACGUUUUACUCACCACGUUUUACUCUAGAGAAACCUCUUCACCAUGGAUCGGGGGAAGUUUACACUGAUGGGAUCGACCGUGUGUGUCAUGCUCAGUUUGCACUUCUCGAUACAGCUAGUGUCCCAACACUACCUCGCAUGGAAGAAGCCCAAGGAACAAAAGGCGAUCAUCAUAAUUGUCCUCAUGGCUCCGUUAUAUGCUAUUGACUCUUAUGUUGGCCUGUUGGACAUCAAAGGAAGUGAGACAUUCUUCACUUUCUUGGAUUCUGUCAAAGAAUGUUAUGAGGCUCUGGUCAUGGCGAAGUUUUUGAGUUUGAUGUACACCUACUUGAAUAUAUCCAUCAGCAAAAACAUAGUGCCGGAUGAGAUCAAAGGACGAGAAAUUCAUCACUCUUUCCCAAUGACUCUUUUCCAGCCUCAUACUGUUCGUUUGGACCACAAAAACCUUAAACUUCUCAAGGACUGGACGUUGCAAUUCGUUGUGAUCCGACCUGUUUGCUCUGUCUUGAUGAUAGCGUUUCAGCUUCUCGAUAUGUAUCCUAGCUGGCUGAGCUGGACAUUCACCAUCAUCUUGAAUGUGUCUGUUUCACUGGCCCUGUACUCUCUUGUUGUGUUCUACCACGUUUUCGCAAAGGAGUUGGCACCUCACAAACCUCUUGCAAAAUUCUUGUGUGUCAAAGGCAUUGUCUUCUUCUGUUUCUGGCAGGGAAUCAUGCUUGAUAUUCUCGUAGCGAUCGGGAUAAUAAAAUCGAACCACUUCUGGCUGGACGUCGAGCAUCUUCAGGAAGCGCUUCAGAACGUACUGGUGAUUGUGGAGAUGGUUUUCUUCUCCCUCCUCAUGCAAUACGCGUACAGCGCUGAACCUUAUCGCACUGGGUCGGUUUCGGCCAAGGCUGAAGAGAAGAAAAAAGAAUGACGAGAGACGCUCGUUCGAGCGAUCGUCUUCGGUUGCUGUUCCUUUUAUACGGCAGCGCCAUGGUGUAUUAAUGCUCCGGCUCUACUUGUUUUGUACGUUUAAUAAUAGCAUGGCUUGUGUUUAAGGCUGUGGUUAGUACAUUAAUUAUUAUAAGAAUGUGUAAUCGAUUGUAUCCAAGGAUAGAUGCAUAAAUUUGUUUUAGUAGGAGCUAUAUAUACUAGAGUUUUGGACAA
Salvia hispanica is the source of this 1256-nucleotide messenger RNA. RefSeq lists its product as uncharacterized. The record is from RefSeq and is a predicted model, not a curated record. NCBI's taxonomy places the organism in Eukaryota, Viridiplantae, Streptophyta, Magnoliopsida, Lamiales, Lamiaceae.